AUGGCAGGGAAACGAAGUGAAAUUUGGAAUUACUUUAAAAACUGUGAUGGGAAGCGCGCUUAUGGUAAGCAUUGUUUGGUUUCCAUCAGCUACAACGGAGGAUCCAUAAGGCAUCCUUUUAUUAAUACAAAGGCAAAGCAAAUAAACAGCGGCACAUCGGAACAGCCGCCUCAGAGCGAUCAACCAGCGCAGCACGAGCAACCGGGACAAAAUGAGCAACCAACACACAGCGAACAACUCUCAAUAAACAAUUUUUACAAAAAGCGCCCAACCAAGGGAUCAGAGGAGAAAAUUAACAUGCAGUUAGUAAAAAUGAUAGCAAAAGGACAUCACGCAUUGCGAAUGGUAGAUGAGCCUGAGUUGGUAAAGUUUGUAGAGAUGGUGUCUAAGUGUUCCACCUACACAAUGCCGUGCAGAAAGACACUUUCGCAAAAGCUUAUUCCACGUGUUUGCAAUGAUAUUGAAGCUGAAGUCAGGGAAAAGCUACAGCAGACGUUUGCGGUAUGCCUUACUACCGAUGGUUGGACGUCUUCCACUAAUGUAAGUUACAUCGCUGCAACAGCGCACUUUAUUGAUGACAACACUAAGCUUUGCUCGGCUCUUUUAUGUUGUGAGGAAUUUGACGCUAGUCAUACCGGUGCAAAUUUAUGUAAUUUUUUAAAAGAAGUGAUGGAGCGUUGGAAUGUAUCUCAUAAAGUGGCUGCUACAGUAAGUGACAGUGCAGCAAAUAUUCUAAGCGCAGUAAAAUUGGGUCAAUGGCGUUCAAUAAGUUGCUUUGCACACUUAUUAAAUUUAGUCGUUCAAAAAGGACUCGGUGAAAUCGCAGAUAUUGCAGGAAAGGUUAAAAAUAUUGCGGAGUAUUUUAAUCGUAGCACUCAAGGAACAAAAAGGCUGAAGGAUUUUCAAGUUCAAAUGCAAAUGCCUGUUCUAAAACUUAAGCAGAGCGUACCCACAAGGUGGAACUCAACAUACGAAAUGCUUUCCCGAAUUGUAGAAGUAAAAGAUGCUGUAAUGAGUACAAUAGCAAUAUUGCGCUCAGAUCUUAUAAUAAGUAAUAUUGAAUGGGAAAUCAUUGAAGGAGCCUUGCCAAUACUAAAGCCGUUUUACGAAGUAACUAUAGAAAUAUCCUCCGAAAAAAAUGUAAAACGUCAUCAAAAGUUGUCGUUCUCAAUAAUUUAA
Rhagoletis zephyria (snowberry fruit fly) is the source of this 1179-nucleotide messenger RNA. RefSeq names its product zinc finger BED domain-containing protein 4-like. The record is from RefSeq and is a predicted model, not a curated record. Lineage: Eukaryota; Metazoa; Arthropoda; Insecta; Diptera; Tephritidae.